AGAAGAAGAGGGAGGUAAAAUGGCGUCGGGGGCCAUUUCAGCCGAGAUCAAGAAGAUUACAGAUUUGCGUGUUGUUGACUUGAAAACUGAGCUUAAGAGAAGAAACCUGGAUGUUACAGGAGUGAAAAAUGUCCUCGUUGCAAGAUUAAAGCAGGCAAUAGAAGAUGAAGGAGGUGAUCCAGAAAGCAUUGAGAUUUCUGUUUCAGGUGACACACCUACCCGAAAGAAUGUGAAAGCCAAAGGAAAGAAAACUGACUCGGACUUGGACAGCGCAGUGGAAGAGGAUACAAUUUGCAGGGAGCCUGAGGAGGACGAGUCAGAGAAAGAUGUAACUGAUCAUGAUGAUUCUACUCGCGAAAAUUCUAAAUCCUUCGCCGGCGGGGACGGCCUCGUCGAGGCACAGCCGGACCCGGAUGAACUUGAGACAGAAGCAGAGGCCGAGCCUGAAAAUGAGGCUGAGCCGGUGCUAGAGGCCGAACCCGAAGUCCCGACGACGGAAGAGCUCGAAGCCUUGGAAAGCGAAGCCGCUCCCAGACCUGCCAAAGAGGUCGAAGAGGACGAUAACAUUUCCGUCACCAUCCAGGCCGAAGAUGCCAUCACGCUGGAUGUGGAUGGUGACGACCUCCUGGAAACAGGUAAACAUGUGAAACUUCCAGACAAGGGCUGCGAGGAGCCGGGAACCUCUGCCGAGACGAGGCAAGAGGAAGACCCAAUGGCCGAGGCACAGGAUGGCCAUAAAGAUGCGAAGAGGGAUGAUGGGCUGAAGACUGAUGCCAUCAAGAAAGAGAGCAGAGAUGCCUUGAAGAAAGCUGAAACAGGAGACAAAGAAAAGGAAUCUGUGAAGAAAGGCCCCUCUUCUGCUGGGGUGGCAGGUCAAGCAAAGAGCUCCUCAAAAGACAGAGAUGGGAAGGCCACAAAGGAUGAGAAAGGAGGUACCAGCAGUAGCACCGCUAGCUCGACACGUAACUUGUGGGUGAGCGGCUUGUCUUCAAACACUAAAGCUGCUGAUCUGAAGAACCUUUUUGGCAAAUAUGGGAAGGUAUUUAGUGCCAAAGUGGUCACCAACGCACGCAGCCCAGGAUCUAAGUGCUAUGGCUUGGUGACCAUGUCUUCCAGUGCAGAGGUGGCAAGAUGCAUAUCCCACCUGGACCACACCGAGCUCCAUGGGCAGCAAAUAUCUGUGGACAGGGUUAGAAGUGACCCCUUUAGGAAGGAUUUCUCUAAGAAAGAAGCAGAUGAUAAAACAGGACCCACUAAAGCAGGGGAAAAGCGCACACUUACUGGUCCGAAGACGGCAAGCAAGAUUCAAGCCUUGUCCAAAAAGGAGGACAAGAAGCCAUCUGAGAAGGAAAGCAAAGAAACUACUGUGAAAGUGCAUCCUAAAAGCACCAAGUCUGAUGCCAAGGUUUCCGGUUCUGCAUCUGAUCUUAUGAAGGAUGAGAAGAAGCAUGCACGAAAGAGUCCAGGAAAGAUGUUUGUUAGCAAGCAAAUUAAAGGGCCGCCGGGCUUCAAACCACGACUCCCAUUGAGAAGGCCUGGAAGGUUUGACAAGCCUGCUGUUCCCCCUUUGAUGAACCGACGGCCGCGGUGGCUUAUUCCUCCUGAGCAGAUCGAAGCAUUAAGGCGAAGAAGGCCUUUACUCAAUAAGCCUGGCAACAAAAACAUCCUUCCCUUUGAAAAAAUGAAGGAACAAAGGACGCACGAUCGCAUGGUUAGAAUGGAGCGAGUCCGCAGGGCCUUGGAACUGCGUAGGCGGCGCGAUGUCGCCGAGCGAGAGCGGCGAGAACGCGAGCGGCUGCGAAUCAUGAGAGAACGCGAGGAAAGGGAGAACCUGAUGCGUGAGCGCCAGAAGCUGGAAAUGGAGAGGCAGAAGCUGGAGCGUGAACGCAUGGAGCGAGAGAGGCUGGAGAGAGAGAGGAUCCGCAUAGAGCAGGAGCGUCGGAAAGAGGCAGAGCGAAUGGCCCGUGAGCGGGAAGAGCUGAGGAGGCAACAGGAACAGCUGCGUUACGAGCAGGAGAAACGCAGCAGUCUAAAGAGAGGCCGUGAUGUGGACCACAGGAGGGAUGAGCCUUACUGGAACAACAACAAGAAAAUGGCACCGGAGUCGGGAGGCCGGCUGAACCAAGCCUCAGACUACAAUAACCGGCAACAGGGACGCUUCAGCGACUUCAAUUCUAGAGACAGAGCACGCUACCCGGAUAAUGCACCUGUUCAGCAGAACAACUUCGACAGGCGGAAUCGAUACGUAAACGAGCCAGAGGCCAAGAAGAGCCGACCCGACCUUCGGCGAGAAGGCUCUGGGUUCGAGCGCUACCCCAAAAACUUUGACAACGUGCGCCGAGCUGAACCUCCGCACCCCGCAGGCCGCUCUAACGUUCGGGACACGGAUCGGAGGGAGAUCAGAGACCGAGACGAGCGGCGACCUGUAUCGAUGCCUGAAAGGCCAACCGGGAAUAGAGCUCCUCCGCCACCCAUCAGCCACUCACGCACAGCGCACAGAGACUCUGGUCACGGCAGCUGGAAAAAUGAUGGCAUGAGCAGCAAAUCUGCUGAUGUCCGGGGAGCGGUGCGGAUGCGUCCAGAGCAUUCGAGCAGGGAUGGUCCUGGACCCGCCAUGAGGGGUGCAUCUUCAGUCAGUCGCGGCAGAGGUGGCUUUAGCAGCCGAGACGGAGGCAGACCUGUAAAUAUGGGAGAGCAGCACUACAGCAGUGGAAGGCAGGUGGUGGUGGAAAGGCACAGCCGAGAUCAAGGACCCAGAAAGGAAUGGCACAGCAGCAGCAGCAGCUCUCAGAGUGGUGGUUACAACGAUAGCAGACGCAUGGGAGAAAGCAGACCUGGCAUGAUGUCUUCACACUCCAGCCAUUCCUCCAGUGGGAUGUAUAACAGAAUCGUCCAGAUCACCAAUGUCCCGAUGAGCAGCAGCAGCAGCAGCAGUGGAGGAUUUAAACCAUUUAAAGGAAGGUUCUAGCAUCCUCUUCCUUUGCAGCCUUUAACUACCUUUUGUAACUUAAUUUCCUUUGUUUUUUUUUAGUUUGGAAUAUUUUGAUGUUUUUAAAUAGUCUGAUUACUGUAAAAAAGCUUCUCUUUUUGUUGUUUAGCGCCUUGUUAAAAGUAGGAACGUUUUGGUCAGCUGUAAACUAAGGCCCGUGCACAGAAGUAUUACUCCAGCACAUAGCACAUACCUGCAGGUUUUUCAGGAAGAAUUAUUUCUCCUGCUGUUACACUGCCCACAUUAAUGUCUGUGUUGAUGAAUCUUUUAACUUUCAGAUAUGUAAGAGCAGGUUAAUGUGCAGUGCAGGAGGACUAAGAAUCUGUUCUGUAGUAACUUAAUAGCAACAUUGCUUUAUGUAAACAAGUAGAUUGCUGCAUCAUUUUUUCAUGGCUUGAAUUUCUGCUUCUCACAAGUGUUGAAUUUAAUUAAAUUAUACAGGUUAACAUGUUUUUGUUGUGUAAAUGCUGUACUUUAUUACAAUAUAAACUAGAUACUGUGAAGAACCACAAUGCAACAUGUCUUACUGAGCAGGUUUCAUUUAAUCAGACGUUCUGUCCUUCGUCUAAGGCUUGCGUUACAGGUUACAUCCAUCUGAUUUCACACAUUUGUUCAUAUGUACAUCAACAGUUAACCCAUUGUACAGCAGAAGAACAUUGGCCCUGUUGAGGUCCAGCCUGUAAAGAAAGACCUUUGCAAAAUGUUAAGGAAAAGGGUUUACAUGAGAAAGGGUUAAUGAUUGCUUUGAUCAUCUGUUGUA
This is a messenger RNA of Trichomycterus rosablanca, 3749 nucleotides long. It is a transcript of the gene sltm, whose product is annotated as SAFB-like, transcription modulator. Gene Ontology annotation, biological process: regulation of mRNA processing; regulation of transcription by RNA polymerase II. Gene Ontology annotation, molecular function: sequence-specific DNA binding; RNA binding. Gene Ontology annotation, cellular component: nucleus. Bases 20 to 2968 code for a protein of 982 amino acids. The record is from RefSeq and is a predicted model, not a curated record. Lineage: Eukaryota; Metazoa; Chordata; Actinopteri; Siluriformes; Trichomycteridae. The transcript is spliced from 20 exons.